Messenger RNA from Melanotaenia boesemani (Boeseman's rainbowfish), 1451 nucleotides. RefSeq names its product WD repeat domain 45 (gene wdr45). The transcript is spliced from 11 exons. Gene Ontology annotation, molecular function: protein binding; phosphatidylinositol-3-phosphate binding; phosphatidylinositol-3,5-bisphosphate binding. Lineage: Eukaryota; Metazoa; Chordata; Actinopteri; Atheriniformes; Melanotaeniidae. Gene Ontology annotation, biological process: protein lipidation; nucleophagy; autophagy of mitochondrion. The record is from RefSeq and is a predicted model, not a curated record. Bases 226 to 1302 code for a protein of 358 amino acids. Gene Ontology annotation, cellular component: extrinsic component of membrane; phagophore assembly site membrane; cytosol.
AACACUUCUCGAUACAAAACCGGAAGCACGUGCCAGUGACGUAAUCGUUGGAAAACAAAAACAAAAAUCUGUCUUUCAUCAUCGCCGGUUUUAGUCUCCUUUCGCCUCAUGAAACCUGUUUAAAAACUCUCAUCUCGUCUCGUUUCUGCGUCUUCAUGGUUGUCUGUUGCUCCUCCUGAAGCUGUAGUUUACCGGUAACUGCUCGGUACCGGAGGAUCGGCAGCCAUGGCUCAGCACAGAGGAGUCAACAGCCUGCAGUUCAACCAGGACCAGAGCUGCUUCUGCUGUGCGAUGGAAACCGGGGUGAGGAUCUACAACGUGGAGCCACUGAUGGAGAAGGGUCAUCUGGACCAUGAGCAGGUGGGCAGUGUGGCCCUCUGCUCCAUGCUGCAUCGCUCCAACCUGCUGGCCAUAGUUGGAGGUGGAGUCAAUCCCAAGUUCUCAGAAAUAUCCGUUCUGGUCUGGGACGAUGCGCGAGAGUCCCGGGACCCCAAAGACAAGCUGGUGCUGGAGUUCACCUUCACCAAACCUGUUCUGGCUGUUUGCAUGAGACACGACAAGAUCAUCAUUGUAUUGAAGAACAGGAUCUAUGUGUACAGUUUUCCAGACAACCCUGUUAAACUUUUUGAGUUUGACACCAGAGAUAACCCCAAAGGUCUGUGUGAUUUAUGUCCCAGUCUUGAGAAGCAGCUGCUGGUCUUUCCAGGCCAUAAAUGCGGCAGCCUGCAGCUGGUUGACCUGUCCAACACCAAACCCGGCACAUCAUCCGCCCCGUUCACCAUCAACGCCCACCAGAGCGAGAUCGCCUGCGUGGCGCUGAACCAGCCCGGCAGCGUUGCAGCGUCCGCCUCCCGUAAAGGAACCCUGAUCCGGCUGUUUGAUACCACGACCAGAGACAAGCUGGUGGAGCUGCGCAGAGGAACCGACCCGGCCACCCUCUACUGCAUCAACUUCAGCCACGACUCGUCCUUCCUCUGCGCCUCCAGCGACAAAGGCACCGUCCACAUCUUUGCUUUAAAAGACACCAAACUCAACCGCCGCUCAGCGCUGGCGCGUGUUGGGAAGGUGGGCCCUGUGAUUGGCCAGUACGUGGACAGCCAGUGGUCGCUCGCCAGCUUCACGGUGCCGGCCGAGUGCGCCUGCAUCUGCGCUUUUGGAAAGAACACGUCCAAGAACGUCAACUCAGUCAUCGCCAUCUGUGUGGACGGGACCUUCCACAAGUACGUGUUCACCCCGGACGGGAACUGCAACCGAGAGGCCUUUGACGUGUAUCUGGACAUAUGUGAUGACGACGACUUCUGAAGAUGACGUAUGAGGAAGAGGAGGAAACACGGCUGACAGGAAGAGAUAAACGGACUCAGUGCUGCAGCCGCUUUCAUGACGUGUCUGUGAUCUGUUUUAUCUCCAGAAUGUGGCAGAGUGAAUAUAAAUACACAUAUAAAGACCUGGAA